Messenger RNA from Aspergillus ibericus CBS 121593, 993 nucleotides. Its product is annotated as short-chain dehydrogenase. The record is from RefSeq and is a predicted model, not a curated record. Lineage: Eukaryota; Fungi; Ascomycota; Eurotiomycetes; Eurotiales; Aspergillaceae. Bases 1 to 993 code for a protein of 330 amino acids. The transcript has a single exon.
AUGCAGACCUUCAAACGGAUCCGCCCCCAAAUCUUCCCCGCCCAACCCACCCUCACCGCCGGGAACCUCCCCCCGCAGUCCGGCCGGGUAGUGAUCAUCACGGGGGCCACCUCGGGGCUGGGCCUGGAGCUGGCCCGCAUUCUCUACGCCGCCGGCGCCACCGUCUACAUGGGGGCGCGCAACGAAGCCAAAGCCAACGAUGUCAUUCACACCAUCAUCACCACCACCACUGCUCCCUCCCCGGGGAAACUCAUCUCCCUCCCCCUGGACCUCUCCGACCUCCGCACCAUCCAACCCUUCGUCACCGCCUUCCUGGCCGCUUCCCCCCGACUCGACCUUCUCUUCAACAACGCCGGCGUGGCCUGCAUCCCCCUGAACGAACCCACCGCCCAAGGCCUCGAACCCCACCUCGGCACCAACUGCGCCGCCCCUUACCUCCUCACCACCCUCCUCGCCCCGAUCCUCACCACGACGGCCCAAAACCCCUCCACACCCCCCAACUCCGUCCGCGUCAUCUGGACCUCCAGCAUGGUCGUCGACUUUCUCGCUCCCACGGGCGGCGUGCCCCCGAUAGAACUGACCACCCCGAACACCGACCCCAAUCACAACUACGCCGUCAGUAAAGUGGGUAAUUGGUUCCUCGCAGCCCACAUGGCCAAAUCCCUCGGCGAGAAGGGGGUGGUGAGUCUUACUCAGAACCCGGGCAACAUUUACACCCCGAUCUAUGAUCGCGCGCCGAGAUGGUCGGUGUGGAUGAGUAAGCCGGUUUUUUAUACCCCUCAGGAAGGGGUGAACACGUUGUUGUGGGCGGGGUUUGAUGAGGGCAUAACGGUGGAGGAUGGCGGGCGGUAUGGCAUUCCGUUUGGGCGGUGGCAUCCCGCGCCGAGGGAGGAUUUGGUGGAGGCGAUGAGGGAGGGCGGGACAGGCGAGGCGGAGGGGUUGGUGAGGUGGUGUGAGGGGGUGACGAGGGAGUUCGUUAGGAUGGAAGCUUAG